AUGGACCCAGGGAUAUUGCUGUAUGACCUGAGAAGAUGGUGGCCUUUGUGCUCACCUCCGCAGAUCAACAUGUUCAACCUGAUGGGCAACUGCUGGAACUGGGUCUCCAAGCUCCAGCAGCCCAUGAGGAAAGUGACACUGCUUGUGGUUGGUCUUGACAACGCAGGAAAAACAUGUGCGAUCAGAGGAAUGCGAGGAGUGCCCCCUGGUGAGCUGUCGCCAACGCACGGCUGCGUGCGCACGGAGCUGCAGCUGGAGAACUUCCUGGUGACGAUGCUGGACGUGGGCGGUGCGUCUCUGGAGCGCCACUCCUGGUCGCAGCACUAUGGUGAGGCGCACGGCCUCAUCUUCGUGGUGGACUCUAGUGACCGGGCCAGGCUCACCCAGGUCAAGGAGGAGAUGACCCACAUCCUGAGUGAACCCCGCGUGGCUGGAAAACCACUACUGGUGUUAGCCAACAAGCAAGACAAGGUGAAUGCCAUGUUUGGCAGUGAGAUGAUUGAAGUCCUCUCUCUGGAGCAGCUUGUCAACAAGAGUCAGUCAUUGUGUCACAUUGAGUCGUGUUCCGCCUUGUUGGAUCUGAGAAGGUGGUCGGACAGGAAGACUCUGCGAGGCCUGCGCUGGAUGCUGCGGGCCGUGAGCCUGGACUACUCCGACCUCUGCACACGCAUAAUACGCGACGUACGCACCCCGUACACCCAGGCGGAGAGGGAGAAGCAGGCCAAGAUGGAGAAGGGCCGGCGCAAGACUAAAGAGCAAAGUGACCUGAGGAGCAAAAGUGACCUGAGGAAAGGAAAGACAAAGAAAAACAAGCGAGAAAAACCUCUGCAGCCUAUCCGGGAUAUGUUGAAUAAGGAAACCCCACUGAAAAGGCGGUUAAAGCCCAAAAGAGUGAAGGGCAAAGUGCAGAAAGAGAACGAUGAAGAGAGAAGGAAUGAGGAAGAGGAGGCAGCUUACCAUGAACUGGAGCAAAACGGACAGAAGGAGAAAGCCAGCACUGCACUGUUGCCAAGGAAACGAGGCAAACUAAAACGAAGAUCUAAAGUGAAAGAGGAGUCCUUGAUUCUGCCUGAAUCGCUUGACACAGAUGACUCCAAGCACUCCUCAGGGAAAGGAGAGAAGAAAACAAAGAAGAUAGUGAAGGUUAAAAGGAAAAACAGGAUCAACACUGAAGUGCCAGCAGCAUACACACAGCCUGUUGAUCUCUCAGCCACUUUUGAUCUUUACAGAAAAGCAAUUUUGGCUCUGAAAGCUCGACAGGAGGAGGACCAGGAGAGGGAGCGGGAGAUGGAGAGAGAGGAGAAAGGCAGGCAGCGAGUAGAGUAUGAACGACAACGGCAGCAUCGCCAGGAGCAGAGCGUGCAGGAGCGGUGA
This is a messenger RNA of Engraulis encrasicolus (European anchovy), 1374 nucleotides long. It is a transcript of the gene arl13a, whose product is annotated as ADP-ribosylation factor-like 13A. Bases 1 to 1374 code for a protein of 457 amino acids. Gene Ontology annotation, biological process: non-motile cilium assembly; receptor localization to non-motile cilium. Gene Ontology annotation, cellular component: motile cilium; ciliary membrane; non-motile cilium. The transcript is spliced from 11 exons. Lineage: Eukaryota; Metazoa; Chordata; Actinopteri; Clupeiformes; Engraulidae. Gene Ontology annotation, molecular function: GTP binding; GTPase activity. The record is from RefSeq and is a predicted model, not a curated record.